AUGGGUGACUCAAAUCCAAAGCCCUCGUUGCUUCCCGAGCCGGGAAAGCAAAGCGUUUUAAUCACCAGCGCCCUGCCAUAUGCCAAUAACGUCCCACAUCUUGGCAAUAUUAUUGGCAGCGUCCUUUCUGCAGAUGUAUUUGCUCGUUUCUGUAGAGCUCGGGGUCUGCCAACAUUAUAUAUCUGCGGUACCGACGAAUAUGGUACGGCUACCGAAACACAAGCCCUUGCAGAAGGUGUAGAUCCGGCAACCCUUUGUUCCAAGUAUAAUGCCAUUCACCGCGACAUCUACUCCUGGUUCAAGAUCGAUUUUGACAUCUUCGGUCGCACACCAACUCCCCAGCACACUGAGAUUGUCCAGGAGAUGUUCACGCGACUUUGGGAGAACGGUUUUAUUGAGCAGCGAGAGACGGAGCAAGCCUACUGCCCCGCACAUUCUUCCUUUCUGGCUGAUCGCUUCGUCGAGGGUGAAUGCAGCUUGUGUCAUGCAGCGGGUGCUCGUGGAGAUCAGUGCGACGCCUGUGGAAAUCUCUUGGAUCCCCUGGAACCAAUUGAAGAUGCUAAAGCAGAAUCUGGAGAGGACAGAAAAGCCACUGGUUGGCUGGUGAAUCCCCGUUGCAAGCUUGAUGGCGCAACACCCGAAAGACGAAAAACGAAGCACCUCUACCUCCGCUUGGAUGCGUUGCAGCCCGAGAUCAAGUCUUGGCUCGACAAUGCAAGUAAUAGCCAUGAGUGGAGCUCCAACGCCAUAGCCAUCACCCAAUCGUGGAUCCACGACGGGCUCAAACCCCGUAGUAUUACGAGAGACCUCAAAUGGGGUGUACCGGUUCCUACCAACCUCCCCGGACUAUCAGGGGAUGAUUAUGACAAGAAGGUUUUCUAUGUUUGGUUUGAUGCCUGCAUUGGCUAUCCCUCCAUCACAAAAUGCUACACAGAUAGGGAUGACCCGUCUGGCAAAAACUGGGAACGAUGGUGGAAGAACCCAGAUAAUGUAUCUCUUUACCAGUUCAUGGGCAAGGAUAAUGUUCCUUUCCACAGCAUUAUAUUCCCCGGAUCUCAGCUUGGUACAAGAGAAAAGUGGACCCAAGUUACCAAGUUGUCAACCACAGAAUAUCUCAAUUAUGAGGGAGGAAAGUUCAGCAAGUCAAAAAGCGUUGGUGUGUUCGGAAACAGCGCGAAAGAUACUGGUGUGGCAGUCGAUGUAUGGCGAUAUUACUUGCUCUCUAGGCGUCCAGAGACCAGCGAUUCUGAGUUCAGUUGGCGGGAAUUCGUUGAUGCCAACAAUAACGACCUGCUGAAAAAUCUCGGUAACUUCUGCAAUCGUGUUGUCAAAUUCUGUCAUGCGAAAUUGAAUGCUGUGGUGCCUGAUUAUCGGACCUAUAACGAUCCUACCGGUUCUUUUCAGCAGCACAAGGAGGAAGUAAAUGGUUUACUUCAAACAUACAUUACAAACCUAAAGGGUACCAAAUUACGUGCUGGUCUUUCCACGGUUCUUAGUAUAUCUGCUUUGGGAAAUAAGCUACUGCAAGACAAUAAGCUAAGCAACCAGCUUCUGUCCGAAGAUCCAGAGCGCUGUGGCGCUGUUGUUGGUCUUGCUCUUAAUCACCUACACCUCAUCGCGAACAUCGUGUUCCCUUAUUUGCCAGAAACCGCGAAUGGCAUUCUCGAACAGCUAGGCGUCCAAGGUUCUGGAAAUGAUCGGUUUUCUAUCCCAGAUACUUGGACGGCUGAUGUCAUCCCGCCUGGCCAGGCACUCGGAGAACCAAAGCUACUUUUCACACUUAUCCCUACGGAGAAGGCAGACGAAUGGCGUGAGGCUUUUGGUGGUGAAGAGCUUCGAAAGCAAAAGGCUAUCGAGCAAGAGAAGGCCGCAGCUAAGAAAGCCGCGAAGGAAAAAGAGAAGGAACGUAAGCGACUUAAGAAGUUAGGUCUUGCAGGUGGUGCUAAGGGCGAAUCAUCACAAGGACAGACAGAACAACUGCAGAAGCUUAGCAUUACUGAUAGUGCAGAAAGUCAACCUGCACAGGAAACACCUAAUUAA
Messenger RNA from Daldinia loculata, 2040 nucleotides. RefSeq names its product tRNA synthetases class I (M)-domain-containing protein. NCBI's taxonomy places the organism in Eukaryota, Fungi, Ascomycota, Sordariomycetes, Xylariales, Hypoxylaceae. Gene Ontology annotation, molecular function: methionine-tRNA ligase activity; ATP binding. Gene Ontology annotation, cellular component: cytosol; aminoacyl-tRNA synthetase multienzyme complex. Bases 1 to 2040 code for a protein of 679 amino acids. The transcript has 8 exons. The record is from RefSeq and is a predicted model, not a curated record. Gene Ontology annotation, biological process: methionyl-tRNA aminoacylation.